Molecule: messenger RNA, 951 nt
Organism: Protopolystoma xenopodis
Lineage: Eukaryota; Metazoa; Platyhelminthes; Monogenea; Polystomatidea; Polystomatidae
Source: the annotation of a GenBank genome assembly
AUGGCUCCAUCUGGUACCAGUCUUUCUAAAUCGUCUGACAUAAAUCAUGGCGUCCCACAAUAUGCAUGGCCUUACGGAUCCUCGUCGUUUGGCGAUGACUAUGGGGAGUACCAAUCUUCCGGCGUCACUGGUGUUGCUCUCUCGCAAGCUGCCUAUACCAAAUUCUUAACAGCUGGGACUUCGGGUUGGCAAACAGGCAAGGCAAUUCAACUUCCGCAGCAUUCCGCUUCUAUCCGCACACUAAACCAUAAUUCAGCUUCGACGAAUUCACAGAUGUAUUCUCACUAUAUCCAAGUCGGAAGCUUCCAGCGGGGCCUUCCUAGCACCAAUGAUAUUUUAGCCGGGGGGUCACCGUUUGGUCACACAACUAGGUUCUCUACCUCACUGUUCCCAACAUCUGGACAUAACGCCAGCAAGACCGUGAAGAAAACGUCCCACGCAAUGGCCUACUCAGCCAAAAAGAGCCGUCAUAAGAAAGGCAGACGCAGUGCUCAUGGCAAGCAGAGGACAUAUUCUGGCAUACGUCGAUUCCCUUCGCCAGGCGUCGACUGUCUCGCCCUUCCGGCGCCUCUUCUAUCACCAGUCUAUUUCAUUGGAGGGCCGAACAGGCGAGCCUCAGAAUUGGCCUUAUCUCUUGGCCACGAAGUGCAUUUUGCCGAUGUUAUUGCUCUGUUAUACCAUCGAUAUCUACCCUGCCAGCUUGAGCCGCAUCUGCUUCAGUUAGUGGGGAAGAAGCGCUCUGGGCUAACAGCCAGAGAACUUCGAGCUAUGAGACUCAAAUCUACACAGGCUCGUGCAAUCGGAGGUCUUCUAUUACCUGAUCUACAGGACUGGCAAAUGCAUGGGCUUCUCGAAGCGGAACCAUUGAGGAUUGAUAUUAAUUCGAUUGAAACAUUGGCAUCUGGGGACUGCUACUUAGAGCGAGUGGAUAUGUGUACGCAAUCCUUUUAA